UUUGUUCUUUUUAUUCAAUCAUGGGCUGAAAACAUGCCAGCAUUAUUUACACGUGUAGUAAACAUUUGAUCAGUAAAUCACUUUGGAUUAAUGUGUUGAAUGUAAACAUGGAUUCACCUUCAUCAGAAAAAAAACUGCAUUUCAAGUUUCUCUUUUUCUAGAUGAUGUGAUUAUGUUAUAUGAUGUUUGUUUCAUUUUGAAUAUCGGAGACCAAAACGAGGCAUCGAGACCUUUUCUCAUUUUCUCAGGUAUUCAUUUUUUCUUCUGCACAGGAAGAACGUGAUUUAUUUUGCAGAGUUUAAACAUAUAUAAAUAUAUAUCAAUAUAAAUCUCAUCAGCUGGAUCUGUUUAACACAAUCAGAUGUUUGAACUUUGAAACCACUGCUAUAGAGAAAGCAAUUCAUCAGGUGAAAAGAGCGCGUGUCGUGUCGUGUUUGCGUCACUGGGGGGCGUCAGAGAGGCGCGUGAAUAAACGUGGCAGUAUCGCAGAUGCCCCUCAGUCACUUACCCCUGAUUCUGCACGAGACGGACACGCGCUUGAUCUGCCGCGCCGCAUUCAUUCAUUUAUUCCUCUCGCUGGUUUAAACUGGACACCGUGGGGAUGAUGGAGAUUAAACUGUGAUGUGGAGAAGACACCACUGCAAGAAAUCUAACGAGGAACACAGAAGAACUAAACCAACCGGUCCUGUCACGCGCUGACUCGAACCCUGACCCGAACCCUGAGCCGUGUGUGUCCAAACAUGCCCGGGGAAGAAUCCGGAUCGGUUCUGUCUUCACAAAGUCAAGCGGACGACGAGAAAGUUUCGCCCAUUGUUUGUGAGGAUGAACCUCCCAGCAGCGGUCGAUAUAUUUUAGACGGACUCGGUUCGAGUCGAUAUUUCAUGAUGGGCGCGACACAGCAAACCCUAGAGAACCCGAACCCGUGCUCCUUCUUUCCCUACACAAGCCAGACCGGAUCCGUGUACUCGGGUUCAGAGGGGUCGAGGUACACGACAUCGCUUCAUUACGGUUCUGUUCUGCCCUCGAGCGGCUUCUGUCAGUCUCUGUGCGCGGGACGCGGUGAGUUCGGCACAGGCUAUCCGUUUGGACACAGUCCCGGUGACACCUACCACUCGUAUCAGGGAAGCGGCUCCGGUAUCGGUCCCGUGUCUCUGUCUGGAGUUGGACUGAGAUCGCAGGUGUAUCUCUGUAACCGGCCGUUAUGGCUGAAAUUUCACCGGCACCAAACCGAGAUGAUCAUCACCAAACAGGGCCGGCGAAUGUUCCCGUUUCUAAGUUUCAAUAUUACCGGUUUAAGCCUCACGACGCAUUAUAGUGUUUUUGUGGAGAUAGUUUUAGCUGAUCCAAACCACUGGAGAUUUCAAGGCGGUAAAUGGGUUACCUGUGGAAAAGCCGACAAUAAUAUGCAAGGAAAUAAAAUUUACAUGCACCCUGAAUCGCCGAACACAGGCGCUCAUUGGAUGAGACAAGAAAUCUCUUUCGGCAAAUUAAAAUUAACAAAUAACAAGGGAGCAAACGCCAAUAAUUCACAGAUGAUUGUUCUGCAGUCUCUACACAAAUACCAGCCGAGACUUCACAUCGCUGAAGUGCCAGACGACGUGACUGAAAACGCCGGAAGAGAAUCGAAGAGUCAGAUCUUCACCUUCCCCGAGAAUCAGUUCAUUGCUGUUACAGCAUACCAAAACACUGAUAUCACUCAGCUCAAGAUUGACCACAAUCCGUUCGCCAAGGGUUUCAGAGACAAUUACGAUUCGAUGUACACCCUCACGGAGCGCGAGAGACUCACACCGUCACCCACAGACCCGCCGCGCGCGCAGAACAUCGUGCCACCGGGCGCGCGCUUCGCCAUGCAGCCCUUCCUGCAGGAGACUCGAACCCAGAGCCGCUUUUACAGCAGCGAGCGGACGAUGACGCAAACGAACGGCGUGCUGUCUCCUGCGGUGGAUGACGCGCAGAGGUGGCUGGUGACGUCAGUGCAACAAACCGGUCCCAGUAAACUGGAACUGGCGGCGUAUGAGGGCGAUUAUUCGAGCUCGCUGCUGCCGUACAGUCUGAAGUCUUUACCGCUGCAAUCUCACUCUCUCGGUUAUUACUCCGAGCCCGCGCUCGCGUCCGUGACCGCAGGCUGCUGGGGGUCGAGAGGGUCCUAUCCCAGAAAAAUGACGUCGGGUCUGCCCUGGUCACCCAGACCCACGGACUUCACCGACGAGCAAACGUCCGAUAAAGAGAAAAGCAGAGAUGAAUUGACAUUUACUCAAACUUCAGCCUGGAUGGAGAGCGCGCCGGCUCUCAAAGCUUUGGACUCGAUGGAACCGAGCAUUUAUUCUGUUGUGUGCAAACGGAGGAAAAUUUCACACAGCGACAACAUCAAAUGUGAAGAUUCGGAGAACUUCAACAAAGAGAGCUUGUCCAGCUCCAGGGCUCUGGGUUAUUACGCGUUUUAUGCCAGUACCUGAAAAACCCACACGAGUGUCUGCGGAAAUACUGCACACCAGCACCGAUUG
Messenger RNA from Triplophysa rosa, 2504 nucleotides. It is a transcript of the gene eomesb, whose product is annotated as eomesodermin homolog b. NCBI's taxonomy places the organism in Eukaryota, Metazoa, Chordata, Actinopteri, Cypriniformes, Nemacheilidae. Gene Ontology annotation, cellular component: nucleus. Gene Ontology annotation, biological process: mesoderm formation; CD8-positive, alpha-beta T cell differentiation involved in immune response; regulation of transcription by RNA polymerase II. The transcript has 7 exons. Gene Ontology annotation, molecular function: RNA polymerase II cis-regulatory region sequence-specific DNA binding; DNA-binding transcription factor activity, RNA polymerase II-specific. The record is from RefSeq and is a predicted model, not a curated record. Bases 741 to 2456 code for a protein of 571 amino acids.